UUGUGUCACCCCACUAGAAACCUCACCAUCACAGUGUGUUCGUGCAUCUUUGAGCAUUCGUUCCUGGUAUACACAAAUAUGCUGAAAACAUCAGCUGUAAAUAUCCUAGGCUUGAUAUUAGGACUGUCGACAGUACAGGGUAAUCUACAACACGACCUCAGAGAUUGUCAUGCCUCCUUGCCGCGGAACAGGUACGUGAAGUCGUACGGCGACGUCUGUUUGUACUUCAUCACGAGUAAACAUAACUGGAAUGAUGCCAGCUCCAACUGCCACCAUUAUAGAGGUCGUCUGGUUCAGAUUGAGAAUCAAAACAAACAAAACUUCGUCUACAGCACACUAAAGGCCCUGCACUGGGGGGACAUCCGGGUGUGGAUAGGGGCAACUGAUCACGCACGUGAAGGCACAUGGAGGUGGACCGACGGUACAAAACUGUCCUACGCUCACUGGCAUCCAGGUGAGGGACCGACCCACAGCGGCUUCCUCUUUAAUGCUGGCUACGAGGAUUGUGCCAUUAUGAAAUUGGAUGACGGUGGGAGAUGGCACGACUUUGACUGUGGAGGUAUUGUGUUUCUCGAAACAUCCGUCUGUGAAGUCAAGAAGGUGCAUCAUCCUGUAACAACAACAACAACAACAACAACCACAACAACAACCACGCCGACCACAACAACAACCACGCCGACCACAACAACAACCACGCCGACCACAACAACAACCACGCCGACCACAACAACAACUACGCCCACCACAACAACAACCACGCCGACCACAACUACUAAGCCAAUAACAACUAAAAAACCCUGUUCAUCAUUCCAUCCGGUCGCUUCCCUCGUAAAAUACUACAGAGGCUCCUGUCUCCGGUUUGUUACACACAACAAGUCUUGGAAUGACGCUAACGCUGAGUGUGUUAGCCAGGGAGGGUCGUUACUACAGAUACACGGUCAGCACGAACAGGACUUCGUCUACCAGAGCCUGAGGUCCCUACAUUGGAGUGACUCGGGAGCGUGGAUAGGGGCAACAGACCGUGGAAGUGAGGGACACUGGAAAUGGAGUGACGGCUCUCCUGUUAAGUAUGGCCACUGGAAGCCCGGAGAGGGUCCGUCUCACAACGCCACGAACGCGAACUGUGCCAUGAUUAACGUAGAUGAUGGGAUGUGGUAUGACUACGAUUGUGAAGCCGUUACCUAUAACCAGGCUUACAUAUGUCAAUACAACCAGUGAUUAGUGUAGAAAUGGGACAUAGUUAUCUCCCUUUGUAGGUGUAUGUAUAUAUAGACAGUUUUAACUGCUGUUUUAUAUCAAAUUUCAGUAAGCACGACUGAAUUAAACAUUGUAUAAAAUAGAUAAAUAAAUUUGUGUUCAAAUACCUACGGAGAGGUAAUCAUGUGUGUGCGUUACCAGACUUGAAUUCAGGGAUUAGUCUGUAUUGUGUUUCAUUGAAUAAUAUAAGGAACUCUCUGAACGAUU
Mizuhopecten yessoensis (Yesso scallop) is the source of this 1464-nucleotide messenger RNA. Its product is annotated as C-type mannose receptor 2-like. The transcript is spliced from 6 exons. NCBI's taxonomy places the organism in Eukaryota, Metazoa, Mollusca, Bivalvia, Pectinida, Pectinidae. The record is from RefSeq and is a predicted model, not a curated record. Bases 79 to 1218 code for a protein of 379 amino acids.